UGGAUCCCGGAACGUGCUCAGAGGGAGCCCUCUUCUCUCUCUCCUUCUCUCGCGCACUCUCUUCACGUUCUCCUCAAACUACAAAAACAACAUCAUCUCGCUGAGGGAGUGGACGGUUAUCGGAGACAUUUAACGGACAGUUAACGGAUAUUUCCGACCGCGGAGCUCUUUGUCAUCGUGUCCUCUAACAUCCAGACGAUGGCUGAGCAGAACACCGAGGCCAAGCUGAAGUCGUGGCUGAAACAGGAGAAGAUCCAGCUGUGGAAUCCUCCGUACACCGAGGACGAGGACAACGUGCCGGGACAGCAGCACAUGCAGGGUCUGGCCGAGCGCUACGCCCCUCUGCUGGCUCUGCCAUUGGCCGAGGUCUCCGGCGCUCUGGAAGCCAUCCGGCUGCAGGCGGUGAACCGAGGGAAAGGAAACAAGACCUUCAGGGAGACAAACGUGGCCACGCUGGAGCUGCUGCUGCCCAGGGACUGCAAGAAGGAUCCAAAGAGUAAGGACCUGUUGGAGACCAGGCUGGAUGUGGGGGUUCAGGAGGUAGUGGACAGGAUCGGAGAGCAGUACGGCCUCAAAUACAUCAAACUGAUCCUCAACGGGAGAACUCUGUCAGUGGACCAGCGUCUGGACGAGCAGGGCGUGAAGAACCACAGUAAGAUGAUGGUUCUGAAGGUGAGCGACACCGAGUUGAAGCAACAGCUGAGCGAGGAAGAGGAGAAGACGAAGAACCAGAACGAGAGCAUCCAGAGGACACAGAAAGGUUUCCAGAUCCUGUCAGAGAGAGACGGCAGUGAAGACACGUCUCCUUUUCUGGAGAUCGCCGACCAGAGAGGAAACCCGCUGAAGAUCCCCCACGAGGAGAAAAAGGCUCUGAUCCUGGCGAUGGGUCUCCAUGAGAAAGGUCGCUCUCUGAUGAAGAAGAAGCAGUUUGACAACGCUCUGUGUCACCUGCUGCAGGCCGACCAGCAGUUCAGUAAGUGUGGCUCGGCCCUGCUCAGCUCGGUGGAUAACUUUGCGGUGCUGCAGCUGGACAUCGUGUGGUGCUACCGGGCCCUGGAGGCCCUGUCCUGCCUGGAGGACGGCAAGCUCAGGCUGCAGAGAGCCGAGGACUGCUUCCUGCAGUGUUACGGAGAGCAGCAGCAGAGGCUGCUCAUGAUCAAGGGUAACACAGGCAGAGAGGAGGUGCUGUUCCUGCGUCUGUACCUCCUCCAGAGUCUCCUCUCCUACCUCGAAGGAAACGACGCCCAGGCUCGACACCAGCUGUCCAAAGUGGAGUCUCUGUACAGCCGUCUGUGUCUGGACUCUGAGAAGAUGUCUCAGCUGAUGGUUCUCGGGUUCACGGAGAGAGAAGCUCGACUCGGCCUCCGAGCCUGUCAGGGAGACCUGGAGGAGGCAGCCAUCCACAUCAGCAACCAGAGACAGGAGCGAGAGGAGCUGAAGCAGAGAGAGAGACAGAAGAGGAGCAGAAGGAUGGAGGUGAUCUCUACGCUCACAGAGCUCGGAUUCUCCCGCAGAGACGCCGCCAGAGCUCUGCAGCUCGCUGACGGAGACGUGGACAAAGCUUACGCAAUCCUGUUGGACUCGAGUCAGGCUGCUCAGGCAACCAAUAACAACACAGAGGGAGCACUCAGUCCAGAGAAGGUGGACCAGCUCCUGUAUCUGGGCUUUGAGAGGGAUGUCUCUGAGGCAGCCCUGAGACUGACAGCUGGAGACAUCCAAUCAGCGACUCAGCUGCUGCUGGACAACCAGGGCGUCCUAUCAGCGGAGCUGCUGUCUGAGUCCCCGCCCUCCACCUCCUCCUCACCGUCCUCUGAGGAGCCCAGCACCUCCUCCUCCACGUCCAUAGAGGACAACGAGCUGGUCAACGAGGUGUUGGAGGACAUUUCUCGCCACGAGGAAGAUUACCUGGACCUGACGCUGGAGGAGGAGAGUCAGCUGAUCCAGACCAUGAAGACGUACCUGAGCAGAGGGCACACACGCACUGUGUGACACACACACACACACACACAUAACUACACACACUGUGUGACAUACAUGCACGCAAGCACACACUAACUACACACACACACACACUCUCACACACUAACCACACACACACACACACACACACACACACACUGUGUGACACACACACAGUUAUCCGUUUAAAACGGUACUGGUGAUAUUUUCUGCACUUUUUUUUGUAGUAAACUUCAAAGUGCCAACAGCUGCAGAAAUAAUGACUUCUUCUUUAAGUUUCAUUAAUCAGCAAUAAUUCAUAAUUCAGCCGAGUCACAGAGAUUAGAGAAAGAAAUGUUUGAUUAGAUUCUUAGAGAGGUUUUGUGUUGGCAGCACUUUCCCCUUUUUUUUUAUUAUUAUUAUGAUGAUUCUUCCUUUGAACGGAUGAAUAUUAUUUUCUAAAUGAAAUCAUUGGUUGUUUAUUUUAUAGAAACCAAAGGAAUGUUGUUGUUUGUUUAAAAAGCUGCUCAAAGUGAUUGAUUUUUAUUUUUUAUUGUUCUGACGGCAAGAAGCAAAGUUGAGUGUUUUGUGACGUUUUGAUUUUAAAUUAAUUUGAUGUUAAUGUUGAGUUUGGUGUCUCAUGUUGACAAUAAAAGGAAAUUAAGGUU
Messenger RNA from Perca flavescens (yellow perch), 2606 nucleotides. It is a transcript of the gene nub1, whose product is annotated as negative regulator of ubiquitin-like proteins 1. The record is from RefSeq and is a predicted model, not a curated record. The transcript is spliced from 15 exons. Gene Ontology annotation, molecular function: protein binding. Gene Ontology annotation, biological process: regulation of ubiquitin-dependent protein catabolic process. NCBI's taxonomy places the organism in Eukaryota, Metazoa, Chordata, Actinopteri, Perciformes, Percidae. The coding region runs from base 199 to 1989 and encodes 596 amino acids.